GCCCGCGGCGCCCAUGGCGGCCCGGAGCCCGCGCUGCUGGGGCCGCGCCUCGCCCCCGCCCUGCCCCGGGCUCGGCGGUUCCCGGUGCGGGGGCGGCGCUGCGCGGCCUGCCCGGGCGGGCCGGGGGCGGGGGCGGGGGGCCACAGGCCCUUCCGUCUGCGCCCCGGGCCGGGGGGGACGCGGCGGCGGGCCCGGGGUGGGGGGGCCGGGCUGGGCCGCCGUGCGCUCGCCCCGCCAAUGCUGCGAGUAACCGUUUAGCGCCAGAGCGCCCGGUAGGCAGCAUUGUAGAAUCGGUGAUCAAGAAACUAAUGGGAAAAACUCAACUGCCGGUUCGCAUGACUUCAGUGAUCCAGUUUACAAAGAAAUUGCCAUAACCAAUGGUUGUAUCAACAGAAUGACCAGAGAUGAGCUCAGAAGUAAACUUGCAGAGUUCAAGCUUGAAACCAGAGGAGUGAAAGAUGUGCUGAGAAAGAGACUGAAAAACUAUUACAAGAAACAGAAGCUGAUGCAGAAGGAACCUAUUAAUGGAGGCAGCUGCUAUGACUACAUCUGUGUUGUUGACUUUGAAGCAACAUGUGAAGAAGGAAACCCACCUGAGUUCAUACAUGAAAUAAUUGAGUUUCCUAUUGUCUUACUAAACACACGUACCUUGGAAAUAGAGGAUACCUUUCAGCAAUACGUCAAGCCAGAGAUUAAUCCCAAGCUUUCAAAAUUCUGUAUCAGUCUGACAGGAAUCACCCAGGACAUUGUUGAUAAAGCUGAUACAUUUCCUCAAGUUCUGCAGAACGUCAUAGAGUGGAUGAGACAGCGUGAACUGGGAACAAAGUAUAGCUAUUGCAUGUUAACAGAUGGAUCUUGGGAUAUGAGUAAAUUUUUGAACAUCCAGUGCCGCAUUAGCCAUAUCAAAUACCCUUCCUUUGCCAAAAAGUGGAUCAAUAUUCGCAAAUCAUAUGGGAACUUCUAUAAGGUUCCUAGGAACCAGACCAAGCUGACAAUCAUGCUUGAAAAGCUGGGCAUGAAUUACGAUGGGAGACCUCACAGUGGACUUGAUGACUCUAAGAACAUUGCAAGGAUAGCUAUAAGGAUGCUACAGGAUGGCUGUGAACUGCGGGUGAACGAGAGAAUGCAUGCUGGACAGCUUAUGACAGUCUCCUCCUCAGCCCCCUUAGAGGGAGCCCCUGCUCCACAAAUGCCCCGCUACAGAAACUAGCAGCUCAGGGGUUCUGCCUUCGCAGCUGCUCUUAGAUACCCGCUGAAGACUGCUAUGAGCUUAUUAAACAGCCACCUCUGCCAACCUGUCUGCAAUGCAGAAUCUGAAAGCACCUUAACUAAUAGUCUCUUGAAAUAAAGAGGAGCGUGGAAGCUUUUUGCUCUUUGAAGCCUGUGUUACAGCAUCGGGGUUUUUUUUAUAUACUGAUGGUUUUGUUGUUGUUGUUUGCAACCUUUCAUGCAGUAAGGUUGAUAUGUGGAAUCCAGGCAUAGUGUUUAGCCUUUAAAAACAUGUAAUUUAAACAUGCAAAGAUUGAUUGGGCCUGUGCGCUGCUGUUCCACCCCAGCCUGUGGGUAGUAUUUAUUCACUAUGCCAUACUCUAAUGAUAUCUAGCAUCUGAUUAUUCAUUGCACACAAGUAAGACAUUGCUGGAAGAACUGAAAUAGCAAGCAGCUGGGCUGGCCUGUCCUGAUUAGGCACUCUUCUAGGAGUUCCUGCUAGUAAUUUUGGUUGGGGUUUUUUUUGGUGGGUUGAUUUUUUAUGAAGUCUAGGAAAAAUGGGAGCACAUUCAAUUCUAAAGCAGUAGAGAAGUACUGUGUUGUUUGGGGUUUGGGUUUUUUGGUUUUGUUUAAGGGAUAUGUUUGGUUCCACAUCAAAUAGAAGAGAUGUUUAUUGAAUAAAAAUUCCAUUAAUGCAGUAUGAUAGUAAUUUUUUUUUAACCUGUAUAUAAAAAGAGAAGGAGGUUUGUUACCUCCUAUUUCUGCUACACACAUAGCUGUGCUUCAUUUAAUGUGGCUUUUAGACAUUGUCAGCCAUUUGGACUUAAAAAUAAGUGAAGUAACAAAACGUGCCAGAUCCUUAAAAGUUUGUGCUAUGUGGUGGUUAUGUAAAACAAAACAAGAAGCUUCUAGUUCAUAAUUAAAAGCACGCUCAACUGUUUUGGUACCUUCCCAUGCCUCUGCCACCACGAAACUGUGCCUUUAUCUCAAAAUCUAACAUUGGAAGAUUAAUAUGAUUUUCUUAGUAAAGGCCACAUCUAAUUAUUAACAAUUUCUGCUUUCUUCCUAGGCCCCAGAUAAGAUGGUACUCAAAAGAGGCCAAAGUGUUAAUUUGCUUUGUCUCUGUGGGCUGUUACAAACUACAUUAAUGUGAUCAGCUUUGCAUUAAAUAGCUUGUUCUGAAAAGUGAUGUACUUUGAUUGCUCUUAGUCCAAAAAAAGUUAGUUUGUUAAUCCCUGUGUUAUAAUUCAUUCAUUCUUUCUUACAACUUACGUUAUACAACAAAAUAACCAGUUUGUAAUAAAGCUUUGUUGAGAACAUUCA
Molecule: messenger RNA, 2532 nt
Organism: Falco peregrinus (peregrine falcon)
Lineage: Eukaryota; Metazoa; Chordata; Aves; Falconiformes; Falconidae
Gene: ERI1
Product: exoribonuclease 1
Exons: 7
Coding region: 395-1210 (271 amino acids)
Biological process (GO): exonucleolytic trimming to generate mature 3'-end of 5.8S rRNA from tricistronic rRNA transcript (SSU-rRNA, 5.8S rRNA, LSU-rRNA)
Cellular component (GO): cytoplasm; nucleolus
Molecular function (GO): nucleic acid binding; 3'-5'-RNA exonuclease activity
Source: RefSeq, a predicted model, not a curated record